AGGUGCGUUUGCCAAAGUGAAGGAGAGCCAGCGGAUGAGCGACGAAGGGAAAAUGGACCAGGAGGAGGCUGACGGGAUCCGGAAGCGUUGUCGCGUGGUUGGCUUCGCCCUGCAAGCCGAAAUGAACCACUUCCACGAGAGGCGCAUCUUGGACUUCAAGAAGAUGAUGCAGUCCUACAUCCGGGAGCAGAUCGCCUUCUACCAGAGGGUCAGCCAGAAGCUCGAAGAGACGCUGAGGAGAUACGACAGCCUCUAGCAAAGCCCGCCCAGAUGUUUUUGCGCUCAGGGUGGCCCUCAACGCUAGCGUGCCCUCCGCUGCGACUGCGUUUGCUUCUCUUGCCUCUGGGGAAGGGAGGUCUUCUCCUCAGUGGUGGAUCUUGGGAGGUUAUCUCCCCGUUGACUUGUUGUGCUCUCCGUCGUCUUCACGAUGCUAAACUUCGGGCGUCGAAAAGGGAAGGUUGCAUCCCUGUCGUGACCAAAGCUCGGGAUGGUGCGUUUUCCCACCCAUCCCCGUCCGAUCGUAAGGACCCAUCGGCCGAGAAUCGUUGCACAAAAGACAUUUUGACGAGCGGAAUUCUUUUCCUCCAGAAGAGCUUCGAGCCUUGUUGUUUACAGAGGAAGUAAAAGAAUUUACUUUCCAAAGGAAAUGUAGCUUCUCGCUCCAGCCAGCUUCCUUCCCCCCCCACCCUCUUUCUCAGGCUUGAUUUUCUGGAAAAUCACACACUUAUUUAUCCAGAUCAUGUCCAGCACCAGCACCUCCCCGUUCCCCUCCGGAAAAGGGUCAAAAUCAGGUUGAACCCAGUUCAGGAUCAUUGUUAUUGUUGGCUUUUUCCCUCUCUCUCUAGAGAGGAUAUGAUUGUGCAAAGCAGAGGUCUUCAAACUUGGCAAACUUUUAAAACUUGUGGACUUCAACUCCCAGAAUUCUCCAGCCAGCUUUGGAGUUGAAGUCCACAAGUCUUAAAAGUUGCCAAGUUCGGUGGCCUCUGGUGCAAAACAAAGAGAACAGAGAGCAAAAAUGGAAGUGGAAGGCAUGAAAACGUUUUGCACAGCCAGAAUGACUCUUUCGUGGAAAUCGCACAAGCAACGCCAUCUCACUCCUGAGGUCUGUUGCAGGUAGUCCUCGACUUAACGACCACAACCCCGCCCGGAAUUUCAGUUGCCAAGCGAGUCGGGUUGUCAAGUGAGUUUCCUCCCCCCACCCCUCCACGUUAUGACCUUUCCUGACGUAGUUAUUAAGCGAAUCGCUGGCAGUUGAGUUAGCAAUACGGUCGUUAAGCGAACUUGCUUUUUUCCCCGUCGACUUUGCCCUUCAGCCCCGUUAAGAUUUGAGUGCAUGUUGUGUCCUUUUUAACUCGCCUUGUUUUGUAUUUUAAAACUCUUUUAAUAUUUUUUAAAAUUGUU
Messenger RNA from Thamnophis sirtalis, 1401 nucleotides. The record is from RefSeq and is a predicted model, not a curated record. NCBI's taxonomy places the organism in Eukaryota, Metazoa, Chordata, Lepidosauria, Squamata, Natricidae.